AAGUCGAAGAGGGGUGGCCAACGAAACUCGCCUAUUUUAGCAUUUCUGAGACUUGUAUCAUGGACUACAUGAAGGAAGACUGCAGUGUUAACUUGAGGCAGGCACUUAAUGUGACAUGGAAACCAUGCACCCAAUAGCUCUGAUCAAUAUGGUAGUACAUGAUUAGUAAGCUUCACCAACAUGGAAGGAAAGGAACAUCAGGGACAAAUCUAUGAAAAAUGUGAUUGCUAGCUUGCAAAUGAAAUACUUGUAUCCUACAUCAGUAUACAAGAGGUGAAGAAGUAAUAGUGACAGCUUUUACCUGUACAUCGUGACUUGACUGCUUGGGAGUGCCUCAGAGUACACUUUGUUGGCGAUUAAUCGAGCAAUCAGAGACUAGAUAGUGCUGUGGCAAAAGGAGGAUGAUGCUUAUUCUUGUCAGAUAUGACUGUAACAGUGUUCUCACCAGUACCAUCUGUACCUUCAUUUUGACGGUUGGAACAAGGAAGGACGUAACAAUAGUAACAAUAGAUGUUAUCAAAUAUGUCAACAUUAAACAUUUAAUGACGUCAUUAUAUUUGAAGACGUAAUAUUGACAGUUGGCAAAAUAUCCUGGCUAGAACACUGCUGUAAUAUGGUGCUUAUAAGAGAUGGCCAUAAAAACUGGUUAUAGGGUAUAUACGUGAAUUUGUGUUAAUUUGCCAGGCAAAGAAUGGCAAAUCAGUGACAUUAUUAUUAAUUAAAGCGGCUUGAUCACGUGUAAACACAUUGAAGUUGUAUACUUUUGCUAUAUGGUUAUGUGACACUGUUAGCUUCUAAGAUAGACUAUUAGUGCACCUGGCGGUCAAUAAAUAUCUAGUAAUGUAAAUACUGUAAAAGCUAUGGUGAUAAACGACUACAAUGCGUGUUACUUCUGGUUGUGGAUUUUGGUAGAAAAACCACAAACUUCUUCGCCAAAUUGUCAAUUGGACAGAAACCGCUGCUAUUCACCUCACAAAGCGCAUGCCAUUCUUUAGCCUGAACAUUCAACUGCAAACGAUUGCAGAGUCUCAUUCUGUGAAAGAUUUGAGGGGCUGUUCUACUAUAUUGAAUGAAGCAGAAAUUCAAUUUGCUAGUGCCAGCAAAGCAUUUGCUGUGGUAGCACUGAUUAUGAGAAGCAACCUGGAUGUGGGAACACCGACAAUCUAGACAGAUUGUCCAUUGCAGCAAAGUUUGUACGAGAGUCUCAAAGUGCCGACAUAAUUGCUCUAUCGUCAGCUGUCAGAGAAAAUUAACAGACAGGUGUUAGAGACAACUAUCAGUCCAAGCCUCAGUGCAGUGUGUGUGUGUGUGUGUGUGUGUGUGUGUGUGUGUGUGUGUGUGUGUGUGUGUGUGGUGCGAUAGCUCGGUUGGUUAGGGUUAGAGAGUCAUCUUAUGGAGUGUGUACAUCCCGGACCUUGAAGGGUUGCAAGUUCAAGUCACAGUGAUGGCGAGCUAUGGCAUUAUUUCCUUAAGCAAGAAACUAACACAUUUUCUCCUCUUGACUCAGGAGUAUAAAUGAGUUCCUGGUCAUUGACUGGGGUCUUAGGCGGCCAUCGUCUGUGACGUGACAUCAGCCACGGGUAUUGGUGAGACUUCGUGUGCUCACACCACAGUUGGCUUCACAAGUCGGUGCUCCUGCGAGUGCCCUGAGUAGCGCACAGGGCCCAGCUUAACAGCUAGGGGCAUGGCCUCUGGGAGGCAGCUCCUGACAUUUAGGAUUUUUUAGGUGUGUGUGUGUGUGUGUGUGUGUGUGUGUGUGUGUGUGUGUGUGUGCAUGUUUAUAUCUGCAAAAUGGCAAGUUGCAGCAUCGUGGCAUUUUUGCUUCCACAUGACAGACAUCGAAGGCAUCGGAUGUCCAUCAAUUUGAAUUGUCGAUUUCUAAUUUUGGUUGAUACACACGGAGCAUGUUGUUUAUUACCAGCGACAUGAGAUUUGUUGACUAUGGGUCCUUAAGAAAUACGGCUAACCUUUGCUCAUGUAUGUGUGUCAAAUAGCUGCCAUGUUCAACAUCUUCAAAGAGACAUGCAACAGGAAUGUCGAAAUAGCUGCAGGUUAGACAACUUGAUUAGGUCACACAUAUGGGAACAGGCUAUCUGGGAUUUACUGUUGUCUCCGCUGAAUUUCCGGGAGUUAGUACUAUAUGUGUAGAGUUGUGUAAUUUGUUGGCAAAGAAUGGGUAAAGUAGCUAGUUCUUGGUAUUGUGUGGUUACUGUAAUCUUUGUUUGGCAAUGAUAUCGGUCACAUGCAAGUUUGUUGCUUAGGAAUCAGGACCAAAGCUGGAGAAGCAAGCAACUAUGGGUUUGUUACAUGAUGUUUCCAUAUCAGGAACUGGUGAAUCUGAAGAUGACAUUGUAGAAGAGGAAGACGAAGAAGAAGCAAUCUUACAUGUUGCUCACAAUAACGCUGAUGCUAACAGUGCUACCACAUCACCAUCUUUACCGGCUGUUUCUCAUACUUUGUCUGAUGUAAAGAUCACUGACUCACAGAUGGAAUCUGCCGAAUUGUCAGUUUCAUCUCUGUUUAUUGAAUCAGAGCCUGUUGUUGAAUGUGAAUCUUGUAUUGAGGUGUGUAGAGAUAAGGCUAGUGUUGGCUGGCAGACUGAAGUGUCUGCUUUAGAAGAUCUAGAGGAGACUACCAAAGUUGAACCUGUCGUAUCUAGUGGUAGUGAUGAUGUACCUGUGGCAAGCAACAGUAAUGUUGAGGAGACUGCAGAUGAAUGUACGGGAGAGGAAAAGGAAGAGUCUUUACAGAAGACUUUAUUUUGUCAUGAUUUGCAGACUGAAUCAACUUUUUCAGAGGUUCAAAGCACAACUGAGUGUUCAAGGACUGAAGUUGGCGGUACUGACAAUGAUUGCAAGCAUGAUCGUUCUCCAAACUUGGAAGCAACACAAAGUAAUUUGGAAAGUGAUUUUGGUGAGAUUCGGGAACCAACAGGAUUGGAAGUAGUGGUCAAUGAUCCAGCCACAACAACAGGUGUUGAUGUUGAAGUUGAGAUACCUACUUGUGAUAGCGAACAAGAACUUCUUGCUGAUGAAACUAGUCCAACGGUCUCAGAAGAACUACAGUGCAGACAAUCUCUUCCUGAGCUUGAAUGUGAUGUGCCAUCAAACUCUUUCCUCAGUCAGUCUCUUCUUGACAGUGACAUGCCUAAGAUCUCUGAUUUAGAUAAUGACAGUGAUAAACAAGUUGAACAUGUCACUUCAAGUCAACCAACUGUGACACUUGAAUUGAAUGGUUUUGAGUUAAAUGGAGUUUCUACACGCACUCUAUCUCCAUGCCAGGUGACUGGCACCGGUGAUGUUGCUCAGCACUCUGCUGUGGAAGAAGAUGAAGACAGUAGUGAGGGUAGUGCUCAUGAAGACAAAUCUAUCAAGGAAGGUGUAUCGAAGAGUCAUACCUUGUCCAACAAAGUGAUGUCGCCCACUUGGAAGCUGCUAAUUCCUCCUCCAGCAAAGCGAUUGUGCUUGUCUGGAUCUGCACUGGACAGCCUAGUUGUUACAGAUGUUAAAGUCGAUCUCACAACUUUCACUUUUCGGGAAUGCAAUACUGACAAAGGAUUUUUUCGAGAUAAGUAGCUGAGUGACUGUACAGCUAUAUUGUACGGCUAUAUUGAAAUACUAGAAGAAAGUUUACUCUAUGUUGUAUAUAACUUGAACUGAAAUUAUUAUAUUCACCCACUUUAUUGAUCAGCAAUUCAUGUUUACAAUAGUA
This is a messenger RNA of Corticium candelabrum, 3711 nucleotides long. RefSeq lists its product as uncharacterized. Bases 2295 to 3575 code for a protein of 426 amino acids. Lineage: Eukaryota; Metazoa; Porifera; Homoscleromorpha; Homosclerophorida; Plakinidae. The record is from RefSeq and is a predicted model, not a curated record. The transcript has 2 exons.